GCAGGAAAACACCUUCCAUCUUUCUGCAGCUUCCACAGCUCCGAGCACAUGAUCUGCACUAAUACACAGAAUCAAACAUACCCCGAGGAGAACCUGGAGGCCCGGCCAGUCCUCAGGGAUCCAACACGUGGACUGAGGACCUGUGAGAGGACUACAUAAGUUCCCAGAGAGGGCGACACAAGAGGCCUCUGCUCUUCCUGUUUCCAUCAGAUUGUGAACCAGACUGUGACUGUGAACACUAGACGUCAAAACCACAAUCACAGCAGCUGCUGAACAUUCAGACUUCCUCAAAACACUCCACACUCCAGGUGAGCGCUGAAGCUCUUGAUGAUGCCUCCUUCCUCCAACUCCAGCGCUGGAGGAUUUGAGGUGGGGAAGCAGUGCAUCGUCAACGACCAGAUGGGACCUUUCACUGUCCUCUACAUCCUCAUCUUCAUCAUCAGUCUACCUGGAAACCUGCUGUCUGUGUGGGCCUUCAUCCGCAGUCCCCGAGCCAAGCAGCAGAGCACCAGCGUCUACCUGGUCAACCUGCUGGUGGCCGACCUGCUGCUGCUGCUCGCGCUGCCCUUUAAGAUCCUGAAGGACCUCGGGGUGGCGCCGUGGAGCCUCAUGGUGUUUCAUUGCCAGGCCAGCGCCGUCACCAUCUACAUCAGCCUCUACGCAUCCGUCGCCUUCCUCGCCUUCAUCAUUACUGACCGCUACCUGCAGGACUGCAACACUCUGCGAUCUCUGCGGCUGCAGGAGGCCGGCUUCGCCCGGCUGCUGACGCUGGUCGUCUGGCUGCUGCUGCUGCUCAUCAUGGUGCCCAACAUGGCUCUGCCCAUACAGGAAGUACAGCAGCAGCAGUACCUCAGCUGUUCAUCUCUGAAGAAGGACGUCAGCCUCCACUGGCACGCCCUGACCGUCUUCCUCUGCACAGCUUUGUUCCUCAACGCCUCCGCCACCGUGCUCAUCUCCAGCGGUCUGGCUCUCAAAAGACUCCUGGGCAGUCACAACGACCCCAAACUCUGGGUCGACGCCAGGCGGGCUGCAGGGAAUGUGACAGCCAUGGCGAUGGCCUACAUACUCAGCUUCGUGCCCUACCAUGUUGUCCGGACGCCGUACACGUUGGCCCAGACCAGAGUCAUCACAGACUGCCAGACCAAGAGGCAGCUGUUCCUGGGGAAGGAGUCGACGCUGCUGCUGAGCGUGCUGCACCUCUGCUUCGACCCCCUGCUCUUCUUCUACCUCUACACACCUUUCAGACAGACCAUGGGCAAGAUGUUACCCUGCAGCAGAAAGCAGACAGUCAGCUGUGCAGAGGAAGAGGCUGCCGAGGAAACCAUGCAACGUACAACAUGUGUGCAGCAGGAGGAUGCGGUCCAACCACAGAUACAGUAUCGUGUUUGUGAAGAAGGGAUUCGCACGCAUUUUCAUAUCAAAGACCACCAAACUUCAAACUAGCCUAGCUUAGCACAAAGACUGGAAGCAUAUGGUUGAACUGAAAAUGAAAUGUUCUUUUAUGCACCAAAUCAAAUCAUGACAUCUGAGAAGGAACCUGAAAUAAACCUGAUUUAAAUCAAUAUGACUUUGACUGUGAAUUCACUGUUUAUACAUUCUGUAAACGAUGUAACUGAUCCUUGUUUUGAGUCUGAUGGUUUGGUGUUAGUUUCUGACAAUCUUUAUAGGUAUAAUCUUUAAUUUACAUUGAUUGACAGGUCUGUUAAUACAGGGGCUAACAAGAGACAACAUCUAAAUCUAAAGUUAUUCAUGUUUUCUGCUGCUGUUAAAAGUUCUUUACAUCAUUAAUAUCUGUAAAAAAUACGGCAUAUUCUGAAUUCUGAUAAACUGUGAUGUAAAAAACCAAACAACCUCCAAAUGAAUAAAUAAAAAGAGAAAUAAAUGAACAGUG
This is a messenger RNA of Siniperca chuatsi (mandarin fish), 1891 nucleotides long. It is a transcript of the gene gpr171, whose product is annotated as G protein-coupled receptor 171. Gene Ontology annotation, biological process: G protein-coupled receptor signaling pathway. The record is from RefSeq and is a predicted model, not a curated record. Gene Ontology annotation, molecular function: G protein-coupled purinergic nucleotide receptor activity. The transcript has 6 exons. The coding region runs from base 328 to 1443 and encodes 371 amino acids. Gene Ontology annotation, cellular component: membrane. NCBI's taxonomy places the organism in Eukaryota, Metazoa, Chordata, Actinopteri, Centrarchiformes, Sinipercidae.